Molecule: messenger RNA, 993 nt
Organism: Emericellopsis cladophorae
Lineage: Eukaryota; Fungi; Ascomycota; Sordariomycetes; Hypocreales; Bionectriaceae
Product: Methyltransferase-like protein-like protein
Exons: 1
Coding region: 1-993 (330 amino acids)
Cellular component (GO): RNA N6-methyladenosine methyltransferase complex; nucleus
Molecular function (GO): methyltransferase activity
Source: RefSeq, a predicted model, not a curated record
AUGGAAAGAUCUUCAAUUCUGUAUCAGAGCGAUGACGGGUCAAUACUUGUUCUCGACAUUCCACGGUCACUGGAGGAGAGCCAGACGCUGCCUGGACAGAUCCCUCUCUCACGACGCCUCAUAUCGGCUCAACCCAUCACCGAGCCAUAUGUGACGCCUGAGCCGAAAAGGGUUCGUGGCGGUCACGCGACGCUUGCCGGAGCCCAGAACAAGUCGCCUGCCGCGCAGAUAGCCGACCUCAUGACUGGAGCCGUGGCUCAGGAUGCCCUGGACUAUUGCAGUCACCAUUUCCACGCAGAAUACUGCUUGCCUCGACUGCUAGAGGGUCCGCCUGUAGCCGGUGAAAUCUUCACGCCUGCUGGUGCACGAAGCCUCCAUGGCUCGCUGCAAGAGCUGAGCGACCACGUCCGAGAAGACGCACCAGUAUUUGAUCUUAUCAUGAUGGACCCGCCGUGGCCGAAUAGAUCUGUCCGCCGCAAGACUGACAACUACUCGACCGUCUACAGGCUUGAAGAUAUGCAGCACCUCUUGCACCAUAUCCCAGUGCCAUCGCACUUGUCACAUAGUGGCCUGGUGGCCGUGUGGAUCACUAACAAGUCCAGCAUUCUCGACUUUGUCAAGGAGCUGCUCGCGUCGUGGCGGCUGGAGCAAGUAGCGGAGUGGACAUGGCUCAAGGUGACCGCCUCGGGCGAACCAAUCUAUCCCAUCAAUUCAGAAUGGCGCAAACCCUGGGAGAAGCUCGUCAUUGCCAAGCGCGUUGGUGCGGCGACGCCCGCUGGACUACAACCCAAAACGAUCAUUGCUGUCCCCGAUCUUCAUUCAAGAAAACCCAACCUGCAGCGACUCUUUGCAGACAUCUUGCCUCCCCAGUAUCGGGGGCUCGAGGUCUUUGCGCGUAACUUGACGGCUGGCUGGUGGAGUUGGGGCGACGACGUGCUCAAGUUCCAGCAAAAUGUACAUUGGUCUUCGCCGGAUGAUGCAGACCGCCCGUAA